UUGGUACAGGCCCAGGGGGCCCUCGGCUGCCUCUCAGGGCUGCCCUUGCCCCCAGCCGAGUUCCGGGCCGUCCUUGCGCAAGCUGAUUGGCUGGAGCCGUGCCCGGGCUGCGCGGCUAUAGGUGAGCCCGGGAGGGGACGGGCGGAGCGGGUUGGAGGCCCGCCCCCUCCUCCCCUGGGUCGGACGCUGAGCCGAGCCGCGGGCGGGAGGCCGGACGGACCGACUGACGGGAGGGACGGGAGCCGAGCAAAAUGGCGCAGACUCAGGGCACCCGGAGGAAAGUCUGUUACUACUACGACGGGGAUGUUGGAAAUUACUAUUAUGGACAAGGCCACCCAAUGAAGCCUCACCGAAUCCGCAUGACUCACAAUUUGCUACUUAACUAUGGUCUCUAUCGAAAAAUGGAAAUAUAUCGCCCUCACAAGGCCAAUGCUGAGGAGAUGACCAAGUACCACAGUGACGACUACAUUAAAUUCUUGCGCUCCAUCCGCCCAGAUAACAUGUCUGAGUACAGCAAACAGAUGCAGAGAUUCAACGUUGGUGAGGACUGUCCUGUAUUUGAUGGCCUGUUUGAGUUCUGUCAGUUAUCUACUGGUGGCUCUGUGGCAAGUGCUGUGAAACUUAAUAAGCAGCAGACGGACAUCGCUGUGAAUUGGGCUGGGGGCCUGCAUCAUGCAAAGAAGUCUGAGGCAUCUGGCUUCUGUUACGUCAAUGAUAUCGUCUUGGCCAUCCUGGAACUGCUAAAGUAUCACCAGAGGGUGCUGUAUAUUGACAUUGAUAUUCACCACGGCGAUGGCGUGGAAGAGGCCUUCUAUACCACAGACCGGGUCAUGACUGUGUCCUUUCAUAAAUACGGAGAGUACUUCCCGGGAACUGGGGACCUACGGGAUAUUGGGGCUGGCAAAGGCAAGUAUUACGCUGUUAACUACCCGCUCCGAGAUGGGAUCGAUGACGAGUCCUAUGAGGCCAUUUUCAAGCCGGUCAUGUCCAAAGUAAUGGAGAUGUUCCAACCCAGUGCAGUUGUCUUACAGUGUGGCUCUGACUCCCUAUCUGGGGAUCGGUUAGGUUGCUUCAACCUGACCAUCAAAGGGCACGCCAAGUGUGUAGAGUUUGUGAAGAGCUUCAACCUGCCUAUGCUGAUGCUGGGAGGAGGUGGUUAUACCAUCCGUAACGUGGCCCGCUGCUGGACGUAUGAAACAGCCGUGGCUCUGGACACGGAGAUCCCAAAUGAGCUUCCAUACAACGACUACUUUGAAUACUUUGGACCAGAUUUCAAACUUCACAUCAGUCCUUCCAAUAUGACCAACCAGAACACCAAUGAGUACCUGGAGAAGAUCAAACAGCGACUGUUUGAGAACCUGCGAAUGCUGCCCCACGCACCUGGGGUCCAAAUGCAGGUGAUUCCUGAGGAUGCCAUUCCAGAGGAGAGUGGCGACGAGGACGAAGAAGACCCUGACAAGCGCAUCUCGAUCUGUUCCUCUGACAAACGAAUCGCCUGUGAGGAAGAGUUCUCGGACUCUGAUGAAGAGGGAGAAGGCGGUCGCAAGAACUCUUCCAACUUCAAAAAAGCCAAGAGAGUCAAAACUGAGGAUGAAAAAGAGAAAGAUCCAGAAGAGAAGAAAGAAGUCACAGAAGAGGAGAAAACCAAGGAGGAGAAGCAAGAAGCCAAAGGGGUCAAGGAGGAGGUCAAGUUGGCCUGAGCAGACCUCUCCAGUUGUGGCUUCCUGCCAAGUUUCCCACCUUUCUCCCACAACCCCUCAGAUUUUAUAUUUUCUAUCUCUCUGUGUAUUUAUAUAAAAAUAUAUUAAAUAUAAAUAUCCCCAGGGACUAGACAGGAACCAGGGCCCUGAGCCCAGGGCACGUGUUAGGAGUGAGCUUUUCUAGUGGCUGCCUUGCCACCCAUCCUUUCCCACUUCUUAAUUUUGAACCAUAAAGGGUGCUGGGUCUGGAAAGCAUUAUUCUUGAGAAGCCAUAGGACAAAAUCCUGAAAUGUUAAGUGCCUGCUUAGUGGCUUUGGAAAGGUGUCCUUACUGGGCAUUCUAGGAGUGGCUAGAUCUUGAGGGACCCCCUGUCAGGCUCCUUAAGGUAGUAUCAGCCAUUUUUAGAUUGGUUCUGUUAUCAUACCUUCCCACUGGCCCCCUGUGAGCCAAGAAACUCACAAUGCCUGCCCUCUAUCCUCGCCCAGUUCUGCAGGUGGAGAUUGGUAGUCUAGUUUCCUUUUUGAGAUACUAUUUUAAUUUUUGUGAGAAUCUUUGUAAUAAAAUGGUACAUUUCUACAUCCUCCUGAGCUUGUCUCCUAGCAGUAUCCCUGGGUUGAUUUCAACUCCACUUCCCUGUCCUGGUGUCCAUGAGAAUCUGGGCAACCCUCCUGAACAACAAGACAACCCCACAAUCUUACCCCUCACCUUAAUCCCUCCCUCAAGGGUUGAGGUUAACCAGUCUUCUCACCCUACUCCCAGAAGACCACUCAUUAAAAAGCACUACUAAAGGGACGACAUUUAUUCCUUUUCCAAAUGUUACAGUAAAACCAGGUGGAAGAGAAUGGUUUUAGCAGUUAGAAAAAAAAAAAAAGUACAAAUCUGGGGUUUGGCCAUUAAAA
Molecule: messenger RNA, 2599 nt
Organism: Leopardus geoffroyi (Geoffroy's cat)
Lineage: Eukaryota; Metazoa; Chordata; Mammalia; Carnivora; Felidae
Gene: HDAC1
Product: histone deacetylase 1
Exons: 14
Coding region: 252-1700 (482 amino acids)
Molecular function (GO): histone deacetylase activity
Source: RefSeq, a predicted model, not a curated record